AGAGAAGAGAAGAGAAGCACUCCAAUUUCUCUUUUCUCCUCUGGUCGCUGGCUGCUCCUUCUUCACCUACCCCUCCGAUCCAAGUCACCAUGGCCCGAGAACCCAACGACCAAACCCCCAUCCCGCCGGCGAAGAAGGCGACGAUUCCGGCCCAUAUGAAGGCCAUGUCGGGUUCUCUGGGAGGAAUCAUGGAGGCUUGCUGUUUGCAGCCAAUUGACGUCAUCAAGACCCGGCUGCAGCUCGACCGGACGGGGGCUUACAGAGGAAUCGUCCACUGCGGCUCCACGGUGUGCCAGACGGAAGGCGUGCGUGCUCUGUGGAAGGGUUUGACCCCCUUUGCCACUCACCUCACGCUGAAAUACUCGCUACGGAUGGGCACCAACGCCGUGCUUCAGUCUGCUUUCAAGGACUCCCAAACCGGCCAGCUCAGUAACCGCGGAAGGCUUCUCUCUGGCUUUGGCGCUGGGGUUCUGGAGGCUCUCGUUAUCGUUACUCCCUUUGAGGUGGUGAAGAUCAGGCUACAGCAGCAAAAAGGAUUGAGUCCAGAGCUUCUAAAGUACAAGGGUCCGGUGCAUUGCGCCCGCUUGAUAAUCCGCGAGGAAGGCAUCCUUGGACUGUGGGCAGGUGCAGCGCCCACCGUAAUGCGGAAUGGCACAAACCAGGCUGCCAUGUUUACUGCGAAGAAUGCAUUUGAUGUGUUCCUGUGGAAGAAACACGAAGGGGAUGGGAAAGUACUCCAGCCAUGGCAGUCUAUGAUCUCAGGGUUUCUUGCAGGAACAGCUGGUCCCAUUUGUACUGGGCCGUUUGAUGUAGUCAAAACCCGACUUAUGGCCCAGAGUCGAGAAGCUGGUCAUGCCAAGUACAAUGGGAUGGUUCAUGCUAUCAAGACGAUAUAUGCUGAAGAAGGGCUGCUUGCCUUGUGGAAGGGAUUGAUACCCAGACUGAUGAGAAUCCCACCUGGCCAGGCCAUUAUGUGGGCUGUGGCUGAUCAGGUUAUUGGUUUGUAUGAGCGGAGAUUUCUACCCAAUGCACCUUUGUAGGUUUUGUAACUUUGUCGCAGGCUUAGAAUGAAUCAGAAUUUUCUUUUUGUUUAACAGUGUCUUCUUUCUCCAUGAGAAGGUUAGGAAACUGGUCAGCAGUUUUGGAAUGCAUCUUCAUAUUAUUUUUGCAUGAGAAGCAUUUCAUUCUUCACGUGUUUGUUGCAUU
Linum tenue is the source of this 1206-nucleotide messenger RNA. NCBI's taxonomy places the organism in Eukaryota, Viridiplantae, Streptophyta, Magnoliopsida, Malpighiales, Linaceae. The record is from the annotation of a GenBank genome assembly.